This is a messenger RNA of Colossoma macropomum (tambaqui), 3714 nucleotides long. It is a transcript of the gene tp53i11b, whose product is annotated as tumor protein p53 inducible protein 11b. NCBI's taxonomy places the organism in Eukaryota, Metazoa, Chordata, Actinopteri, Characiformes, Serrasalmidae. The record is from RefSeq and is a predicted model, not a curated record. Bases 159 to 728 code for a protein of 189 amino acids. The transcript has 7 exons.
UCCGGAAUACGGGUGGGGUACGGGUUACCUGGACCUACUGAAGAUUGAUUAUCACGACCUGUUUAUACGCCUCGUUUCCUCUACUUUUGUAGACGGCGUGGCUAUAAUUUUACUUCCGGUCUUCCUGACUUGUUUUUGUGACGGUAAAGGCUACAAGAAUGGCUGCUAAACCUCAUCCACCACUAAUGAAAAAGCACAGUCAGACUGAUCUAGUGAGUCGGCUCAAGACCCGCAAAAUCUUGGGAGUUGGAGGAGAGGAUGACGAUGGAGAGGUGCACAGGUCAAAGAUCAGUCAAAUGCUGGGUAAUGAGAUUAAGUUUGCUGUGCGUGAGCCUGUGGGUUUGAGAAUAUGGAUCCUGUUCUCAGCAGUGGUCUUCACAGUGAUGGCCUUAAUGGCCUUGGCAUUCCCUAAUCAGCUUUAUGAAGUCGUAUUCGACCAGGAGCAAACAGCCACCAGUGUCUCUAUACGUCUGUAUGGAGGGGCAUUGCUGAGUCUCUCUCUAAUCAUGUGGAACGGUCUGUACACUGCUGAGAAAGUUAUCAUCCAGUGGACUCUGCUUAGUGAAGCGUGCUACUUUGCCAUCCAGUUUUUAGUAACCUCCGUCACUCUGGUGGAGCUGGGCCUGUUGUCAAACCCUGCCAUCCUCCUCCUCCUCAGCCGCAUACUCUUCCUCACCAUCACCCUCUCGUACUACUACCACCUGGGACGUCGGCCUAAAAAGAUCUAAAGAUCCCAUCCCCACCGUCUAAGAGAGGGUGGUGUAUGUGGGAGGUGGGGCCACAUCUGAGUUUUAGCAAGAAGCUUUAAACACUGAUACGAUCAACUUUACCAACAUGCUUUGGCAUGGAUCCUCACACUUGACUACUGAUCAGAUCUAACUCUCGUUUUGCAGAUUUUUUGGUUUUAAUUUAUUUUUGCCCUAUAUUGUUUGUAGUUGAUUCCAAGUAUACCUCUAUCUCCUUUCACACGUCAGUGUAGAAAGAUGAAAGUUGUGCACGCUUCCUUCAACGUAUGUGAGGCAUGCCACUGCAUGUUUUAAAACCAUUAGUCAAGCAGUGCUAUACUCAUGGGACGAUGUAGACAACCCAUUGGCUGGUGCAUUGCUUAGCAACAGGAAAGGAGGUGAUCCUGCCAUGCUUUCGUCCUGGUAAGAACGGUGUCAUCUGCCCUGGCUCCUGGCCACAGAAGGUGUGUGGCACAUCUGGAAUUUAACCCUGAAUCCAAACAGUAUGGUUCUCCUCUGUGCCACUAAAUUUCCUUAUUCUUCCAAUAUCCAACUUAAACACAACAUGGGAACAUGGCUUUAACAUGUAUAUUUCUUCUUUGUUUUUUUUUCUUUUUUACUCUGAGAAACUCGCACCGUUGUAACGUGAAUUUUUUUUUUUGGACUGUGCAGUUACUAUGUAGCUAUUCCUGAAGCAGAGUUUGUCAUGUUUUUGCACACCAUAGCUCAGCUUGGAAUGCUGGGGUUGUUGUUUGUAGAAAUGGAAUAAAUGACAAUAUAAAAGUUCUUUUUAUAAUUCCAGAGACCUCUUAGCUCCUACACAUGUGACUCGUGUUGGUGUAAGAGUGGGCAGUUAACACUAGAAUGUGUGUUUUUUAUGUACAAUCAAGGCUUUUUGUUUUGUUUGUUUUUUUUUAGAGACUCUCAUUAUUGGAAAAGUGUUAGUCUUCUACAAACAUGACUUCCUGCUGCUCAUCCUUGAGGACCAAGAUUCCCUAUUCAUGAGACUGGUUUUAAGAAAGAAAGAGAAACAAACAAACUACCUAGGCCAAAGGCCUUCUUCUAAUAUUUCUUUCUCUCUUUCAAGUGCAGAUUGGUUUGUGUGAGUAGUAGAGGUACUGGCUCUGAAGUUUUGCGCGGUGACAAACGUCCAACCUAGCUUUGAAGCAUUUUAAAGUUUAAUCUGCAAAACAAGGAUGAUCAGAGAACAGUUCUCUGUUAGUUGGGGUACAGAAAUCAGUACAUUCACUGGCCCAGAAUUAUGUUUAUUUAAGGACGUCUUCACCUAAAGUAUAUGUAUUUUGAGUGCAUUUUUCAGCAAACUGAAUUAAUUUCUUCUUAUUUCUUCUUAUUAAAUAUCGUUUCUGUCUGUAGUCAUAGAACUUUGUUUUAACAGACUACUUUUUUUCUCAAAUGUUUAUGCAGACUGAAAGCCUCCAGUGGUAGCCAGAUUGUUUUGCAUUUAUCAGGGAUUUAAAAAAAAAAAAGCCUUGGAUUAUGGUUAGUCAGCUCAGCUUGUCUGCCUUUCAUCUGCUCACCUGAUCUUUGUAAAAAUAAAGGGGUUAAAGCAGAUGUUCCCAAACUUUAUGAAAAAAAUGCACUCUCUUGAUCAUCUGAAGAUUUUUUACUUCAGAAUCAGUUGGAAUAUAACUGGCUAGUAUGUAGAAUUUUAAUAAUUAAAAGAAAAGUGGCAAAGUUUGUUUUUGAUGGCCUUGCACUGGCCAAUGGAAUGACAAAGUAGUAUUAAAUUACUAUUAAAAUGAUUGUUAAAGAAUGACUAGUAAAGUAUUUAAGAUUAGAUUGCCUAGAAGAUAAAGAGAAAGUGUUUACCAGUAAUGUCUCUAUAAUGAAGAUCCAGGGCAGAGUAGCAAAAAGACAUUUGCUUCAUAUUAAUUUACAAUGUAGCAGAACUUUCCCUUAUAUCUCUUAUAUUGCCUUAAAGUAGUCAGCAGCCAUAUGUCCACAUGAUGAUUCGCUGCCAAUAUUAUAUAUGGGUCUCUGGAUUGUGCAGAAGAAGUCUAUGUUUUUGAUUCUUAAAUGAAGCAUUUUGUGCUUAAACCUUAUUUAUUUGACAGUUUCUGAGUAGUAUUACUGUUCCAGUAAAAAUACCAUUAAGGGAUAUUAACAUUGAUCAAGCAUGUUUUCUUCCCAAGCAUGUUUUAAAACACUGACAAAAAAAGAAAAGCAUAAAUAUUACAUGUUUAACCAGCAACAUUCUUAAAUGUUGUCCUUAAUAUCUUAUUGAUAAGGUAUUGAUACUCUCCUUUACCCUUUACUGGGAUGAACCUGAACCUGUUUGUCGUUCAUAAGCUGUAUUUAAACUGGAUUAGUUUUACCAGAGGAGGUUCGGUAAUGUAAUUUGUGCGUGAUCUGACUGGCCGAUUUGUACAGGAUAAACAUUCUCGUGAAUAAUUUCUCCAAAUUGCACCAAAUAGCCUAGAUCAAAACAUCAUCGUGCAGACGUUUACGCCAAGAAAAACCAUCAAAAUACACUCACAGAAGCCACGUUGUGUUGUUCUCUAUCUGAGGCGAUGCGUCCGUGUGUCUACCAUGUUGGAGCGAUGAGAUGUCGAUUUGAGCAGGUCUGCUAUUGCUGAAAAGCUCUGAGUUUGGCGAAUUAUAGGAGGUAAUUCACUCCGGAAAUAUUACUUAGGAAACUUGUAAAAACUAUGAACAUGGCAGAUUUAUACUGAAUCAAAAUCGCUGAGCUUGUCCAUACUCACUUCAAUUACAGCACGUCCCCAGGUAAUACUAAUCCUACUUGAAUAGGGCUAUAUGGCAAAUUCUAAUAGCCUGUUUCCUGAAGGAACUGAAGGGACUAAAUUUUCAUUCAGCACAAACACAGACAUUUAUGUGGGUUUACAGCUGUUCUUUAGAUGGUAUCUUCAGCAUCACAAGGAUUUGUGUUCUUUUUAAAUGCAUAUGUGAGCAUAGUUAUAGAACUGCAUUGUUCUUUUUUUGGAAUAAAGAAAUGUUCUAAGGACUGAAA